UUUUGGCUUCUCCCACUGUUCCUCUCUCUGUUCUCUCUCUUUAGCUCUCUCCUAUAUAUACAUACAUUUUUUAUAUGUAUAUGUGCAUGUAAAAUUAUACAUACACAUCAAUCUUGAAACACUCCAUUUCCCUCUUUGAAGCUCUUUGGGCAAUUUUGCCGAGGACCUCAAUAAUCUUGAAGCUGGUCGUUUGACGCGAAUCUAGUUGUGUGCUUCCUCCUCGGUCUCCAUUAAUUGGAAGAUGGGCUGUUUUAGUUCUACAGCAAGACAGCAGUUUCAAGGAUACGAAGAUCCUAUAUUCCUAGCAUCCCAAACAGCAUUUACCGUAAGUGAAGUUCAGGCAUUAUUUGAGAUGUUCAAGACUAUUAGCAGUACAGUAAUUGACGACGGGUUGAUAAGCAAGGAAGAGUUCCAGUUGGCAUUAUUCGAGAAUAGAAAAAAAGAAGACCUUCUUGCAAAUCGGAUUUUUGAUCUAUUUGAUCUAAAGCAAAGAGGAGUCGUCGAUUUUGAGGAUUUUGUUAGGGUAAUGAAUGUAUUCCACCCAAAUUCCCCCCAGGAAGAUAAAAUCACUUUUUCAUUUAGGCUUUAUGAUCUGGACGGCUCAGGGUAUAUUGAACGGCAAGAGGUUAAACAAAUGUUGAUUGCGCUUCUACGCGAGUCUGAUAUGAAGUUGGCUGACGAAACCAUCGAGAUAAUACUUGAUAAGACAUUUUCAGAGGCAGAUUCAAAUCAGGAUGGGAAGAUUGACAAAUCUGAAUGGCGAAGUUUUGUGGCUCGAAAUCCUUCAUUAUUAAAGAUAAUGACACUUCCAUAUCUAAGGGAUGUAACAACUACUUUUCCAAGUUUUGUAUUUCAUUCAGAAGUUGAUGAAGUAGCUACUUGAUAAUAGGAAAUGCUAGUUCAAAAUUAGUUCUUUCUCCUCCACAUUUUCUUUUGUAUUUUUCCCCUAAUAUAUUAAAUGUAUGUAAAUUUGUUGGGGAAAAUGCGAAAGAUAUAUCUAUAUUGUGUGAGGAGGUUUUGGUAGCCUCCCUUUUUGUAAAGUGAUUAUACUUUUGCCAAUUUGGCCGAUUAAUAGUGAGUUUAGAUUGGCUUUUUGUUUUUA
Messenger RNA from Nicotiana tabacum (common tobacco), 1102 nucleotides. Its product is annotated as calcineurin B-like protein 1. Gene Ontology annotation, molecular function: kinase binding; calcium ion binding. The record is from RefSeq and is a predicted model, not a curated record. NCBI's taxonomy places the organism in Eukaryota, Viridiplantae, Streptophyta, Magnoliopsida, Solanales, Solanaceae. Gene Ontology annotation, biological process: calcium-mediated signaling.